This is a messenger RNA of Harmonia axyridis, 1174 nucleotides long. Its product is annotated as pyrroline-5-carboxylate reductase-like. NCBI's taxonomy places the organism in Eukaryota, Metazoa, Arthropoda, Insecta, Coleoptera, Coccinellidae. The transcript has a single exon. The record is from RefSeq and is a predicted model, not a curated record. Gene Ontology annotation, molecular function: pyrroline-5-carboxylate reductase activity. Gene Ontology annotation, biological process: L-proline biosynthetic process. Bases 172 to 1107 code for a protein of 311 amino acids.
UGAAUAUUAUUGUCUAUGUUUUUCAAUAAUGAUGUAAUUAAACAUUCUUUCUCAUUUGAAUUUUUAACUAUUAAUGAAUAGUUGAUAUUGAAGAAUGGCCAGAUCAAUAAAAAAAUAACUAUAAAAAAUGAGUGAAUAUUUGUAACACAGAUAGAGACGUUCCUGCUAAAAAUGAAUCCAUCUUAUUUAAAAAAUUUCAGCAAUCAUUUCAGAUCUGUUAUGAAAUAUGCUUCUCUUUACUCAACCAAAGUUACAACACCAAAGCUGAAAGAAAAAAUAGGUUUUAUUGGGGAUGGAAACAUGGCCAAAGCUAUAUGCUUUAGUAUGGUCAAACAAAAUAUUGUAGAUUUCUCUCAAGUUUACGUUUCAAGCCCUUAUAAAGCAAACUUGAAUAUUUGGAAACAGAAAGGUGCUAAUAUAUCAACUCGUAAUUCUGAUGUAGCCUCAGAAGCAGAUGUAAUCUUCUUAUGUGUUAAACCACAUUUUUUACAGCCUGCUUUGGAUGAUAUAACUAAAGUUGAUAAGAGAGCAGACGAUGUAAAAAAUAAAUUAUUCAUUUCGAUACUUGCAGGUUAUACUGUGAAUGAUUUAGAAGUAUUUCUGAAACCUUUUGAAAGCUGUAGAAUCAUUAGAGUGAUGCCAAAUACGCCAGUUUUAAUUGGGGAAGGCUGUACAGCAUACUGUAUGGGACAUAAUGUGACAAAAAAUGAUGUUGAUAUUGUAAGAGUUAUGCUAGAAUCUACAGGCAUGUGUUUUGAAGUAGAAGAACGCUUCAUUGAUCCUAUUGCAGCUGUGUGUGCAAGUGGACCAGCCUAUGUUUAUUUGUUUAUAGAAGCUCUUUCUGAUGGAGGAGUGAGAAUGGGUUUGCACAGAGAAAUGGCAACAAAAAUUGCUGCUCAAACUGUUUUGGGAGCCGGUAAAAUGGUAUUAAGUACAGACAAACACAUGGGAACUCUCAAAGAUGAAGUUUGCUCAGCUGGAGGUACUACAAUUGCAGGCAUACAUGCAUUAGAAAGGGGUGGAGUUAGGGGUUCCGUAAUGAACGCUGUUGAAGCAGCAACAAACAGAGCAAAAGAGUUGAGAGAAAUUGAUAAGGAUAGUGUUUAAUGAAAAUUUAUUGUUUAAUCAUUUAUGUGAUAUUUUGGACAAUAAAAUAGCAUAAUCUAUACAAUUA